Messenger RNA from Morus notabilis, 1316 nucleotides. RefSeq lists its product as uncharacterized. The record is from RefSeq and is a predicted model, not a curated record. NCBI's taxonomy places the organism in Eukaryota, Viridiplantae, Streptophyta, Magnoliopsida, Rosales, Moraceae. The transcript has 5 exons. The coding region runs from base 112 to 1035 and encodes 307 amino acids.
ACAGCUACGUGGCCGAGAAAGAACAAACGAAAUCCAAAGGAGGCCGAGCUGGUUGGCGGGUAAGAGUGAAUAGUCGUAUAAAAGAUAUUUUCCCAUUUGAGAGUGAGAGCAAUGGCCACUCGUUUACCUCUCUUUCUCUGCAACUUUCGCUUCCAACCCCAAACCAAAAGCAAAACCCAUCUCCAACACUUAACCCAUCCUCUUAUUCUCACGACAUUUCCCACAACACCCACCUCCUUUUCUGUCCUCUCUUCCACAAAGAUGGAAGGAAACGAAAUAAUAACAGAGGAAACGAGUGAGAAAUCAGAGGCCAAUCUCAAUGGAAAGAAGAAAAUCUUUGUGGCCGGUGCUACAGGAAGUACAGGCAAAAGAAUUGUUGAGCAAUUGUUGGCCAAAGGUUUUUCGGUUAAAGCCGGUGUUCGGGACUUGGACAAGGCCAAGACAGCGUUUUCCAAGGCCAACCCGGAUCUUCAAAUUGUGAAAGCGGAUGUCACUGAGGGUUCUGCUAAACUGGCUGAAGCUAUAGGCGAUAAUUCUGAGGCUGUCAUUUGUGCCACCGGGUUUAGGCCAGGCUGGGAUUUGUUUGCUCCUUGGAAGGUGGAUAAUUUUGGCACAGUCAACCUUGUUGAAGCGUGUCGUAAACAAAGUGUAAACAGAUUUAUUCUCAUCAGUUCUAUUUUAGUUAAUGGAGCUGCAAUGGGACAGAUACUCAAUCCAGCUUACAUAUUUCUUAACGUUUUCGGACUUACCUUAGUAGCCAAGCUUCAGGCAGAGCAAUAUAUCAGGAAGUCUGGAAUAAACUAUACAAUAAUAAGGCCAGGCGGGUUGAGAAAUGAGCCUCCAACAGGAAAUGUUGUGAUGGAGCCAGAGGACACUCUUUAUGAAGGCACCAUAUCGAGGGAUCAGGUAGCAGAAGUAGCCGUUGAGGCAUUAGAGCAUCCUGAAUCACACUACAAAGUUGUGGAAAUUGUUGCACGCGCUAACGCUCCAAAGCGUUCUUACCAAGAUCUUUUUGGUUCCAUAAAGCAACGGUAACCAUCACAUUUGAAUUCAAAACACUUUUCAGGUGGACAGAUUUUCCAAGUUUCUAGUUGCUUUUAGUGGCAGACAUGUUAUCGCGUGUGGUCCUCUUGGUAUGAUUAUUUCUGUUGCCUGUUGGCAUGAUAAUAUUAUACUUUUUUUUUUUAUGGUUCCGUGUAGACGUAAUAUUACAGGGUAAGCUACUAUUUCCACAGUUUUCCCAUAGCAUGUACGAUAAUAGUCAUGAAAUUCUGUGCAAACGAAUAUACUAAUUUUGUUAUGCUAAUUUGACUUUG